AUGGCUAUGAUUGGUCUUGCGAUUUGUGUGUUUUUUCUGCCAGCGGCGAAAUGUGUGAUGUGUUACGAAGGAUCCUUAUGGGAAGAUUUUGGUGCAUGGGAUGUGAGGACAAAACUGAAAACUCGAGAAUGCGAAGCGGGAUGCUCAUUCGAGGAGAGGAAAAAAGAGGGCGGAAUUAUGGUCAAUUUGGGAUGCCUCUCUCAACAAGAUCCCAUUACUCCCUCUGGGUGUAAGUGGCAAACCACUAAAAUUGAGAGAUAUUUUGGAUGCAUGUGCUUUCGCGACAGAUGUAAUUUAGAAUUAGCUCUGCACAGAUAUUCAAGUGCACAAAGUGCACUGCUCCCUCAAUUAUCGGACGCUCAUUCGUGGAACUCCGACGGCGAAAUAUCGAAUUGUUUACAGAAAUCGUGA
Molecule: messenger RNA, 411 nt
Organism: Necator americanus (New World hookworm)
Lineage: Eukaryota; Metazoa; Nematoda; Chromadorea; Rhabditida; Ancylostomatidae
Exons: 5
Coding region: 1-411 (136 amino acids)
Source: RefSeq, a predicted model, not a curated record